AUGGACCGUCCCCAUGACCAGGAGAAGACGAGGAGCUCGAAGCGGAGCGACUUCGGGAAAUCUGUUGCACCGCGUUCUCCGCUUCGUCAGGCUCUCGUGCGCAUCCCUGAACAUUUGAGCUACGAAGAGGCGUCAACCCUUCCAUGUGCUGCUCUUACCGCCUACAAUGGCCUCUUUGGCGGCAAGCCCACCUUGAAGGGCGGUGACAUUGUCCUAGUCCAAGGCACCGGAGGCGUCUCGAUCUUCGGUCUGCAAAUCGCCGUCGCUUCGGGUGCAACCGUCAUCGCCACGUCGUCCUCGGACAAGAAGCUCGAGAUUGCGAAGAAGCUCGGUGCCAAGCACGUGAUCAACUACAAGACGACGCCGAAAUGGGAGGAGGAGUUUCUCAAGCUCACGAACGGCCGCGGCAUUGACCAUGUCCUCGAGGUCGGUGGCCCAGCUACGGUCAUUCAGUCCGCAAAGGCGACGAGGUAUGGAGGCAACUUAUCCGUCAUCGGCAUCGUGGCAGGGCCAGGGGACGCCAGCCAGCUGCCCUUGUUCGUCCAUGGCAAGGGUCUCCACUACCGCGGUAUCAUCAUUGGUUCUCGCCAACAGUUCGAAGAUUUGAUCCGGUUGAUUGAGGCGGUGAAGCUGAAGCCUGUUGUGAAUAAGGUUUUCGAUAUCGAGCACACCCGAGAAGCGUAUGAGUAUCUGGAGAGCCAGCAGCAUGUCGGGAAGGUCGUCAUCAAGGUGUCUAGAAACUAG
Messenger RNA from Dichomitus squalens LYAD-421 SS1, 744 nucleotides. Its product is annotated as NAD(P)-binding protein. Gene Ontology annotation, molecular function: oxidoreductase activity. NCBI's taxonomy places the organism in Eukaryota, Fungi, Basidiomycota, Agaricomycetes, Polyporales, Polyporaceae. The transcript is spliced from 4 exons. Bases 1 to 744 code for a protein of 247 amino acids. The record is from RefSeq and is a predicted model, not a curated record.